This is a messenger RNA of Carassius gibelio (silver crucian carp), 1671 nucleotides long. RefSeq names its product suppressor of cytokine signaling 3. The transcript has 2 exons. Gene Ontology annotation, biological process: phosphatidylinositol phosphate biosynthetic process; intracellular signal transduction. Gene Ontology annotation, molecular function: 1-phosphatidylinositol-3-kinase regulator activity. Bases 262 to 891 code for a protein of 209 amino acids. Gene Ontology annotation, cellular component: phosphatidylinositol 3-kinase complex. Lineage: Eukaryota; Metazoa; Chordata; Actinopteri; Cypriniformes; Cyprinidae. The record is from RefSeq and is a predicted model, not a curated record.
GAGCUAAACUAGAACACGACUGGGACGCCGCUACAAAUAACAGAGGACUGCAGCACGAGCGAGUCAAGGAACACUAACUCCUCUCAACAGCACAGCCAGAGUACAGACUUACUACUUCGGAUUUGUACAAAAACUACUCUUCUGCCAAAAGAGACUCAAAGGCUCCUGUUGCCAGCUUUAAGAGGCUCACAGUUUCCUCGUAAUCACCCGAGCUGCACACUGCACGGUUUUCCCGGCAGCUCAAGGUCCGCGCGUAGAGCCAUGGUAACCCACAGCAAGUUCGACAACGCAAUGAGCAGCAGCCUGUUUGACGCCAACAUGCGGCUGCCGUCUCACCGUUACAAAACCUUCAGCUCAAAGCUACAGUACCAGAUGGUGCAGCACGCCAUCAGGAUGCUCCAGGAGAGCGGCUUCUACUGGGGCUCCAUCAGCGGCAAAGAGGCCAACCACUUGUUGAACUCGGAGCCUAGCGGGACCUUUCUGGUCCGAGACAGCUCAGACAACCGGCACUUCUUCACGCUCAGCGUCAAGACCGAGUCGGGCACCAAGAACCUGCGGGUGCAGUGCGACAACAAGUCUUUCUUCCUUCAGACGGACUCCAAGAGCUUGCACUCCGUGCCCCGCUUCGACUGCAUGCUGAAGCUCGUCCACCACUACAUGCCCUCUUCCAGAAGCCCUCUGUCCAUCGGGAACUCUAGGAAUGCUUACUACAUCUACACAGGGGGCGAGAAGAUCCCCCUGGAGCUGUUGAGACCCCUUCCUUGCACAAUGUCCUCCUUACAGCACCUAUGCAGGAAGACCGUCAAUGGACAUAUAGACGUUUCAAGCAAAAGAGAGCAGCUGCCUCAACAGCUGAAAGACUUCUUACAAGAGUAUGACGCUCCUAUUUAAAGAGGAUAUAGCUUGAUGGGCUUUAAAGUUCACACGCUUUUUUGGAGCUUGUUGCACCAAGAAGUAUUGAGCUGUUCAUGAGUACAUGGAGUUAGCCGUGUGUGGUCAUGAGUAGCAUCACUGAUGCAUUCUUAUGUGACUGAAAUUGAAGCACCGUUCUUGCCGUAACAGUCUCAGUGAAUGGAGGGUCUGUGCUGUUUUCUGUACCAGUGCCAGUAUCGUAACCCACUCUGUGGGAACCAAUCACUGCCUCUGUACUGCCCCGAAUCUGUGAGCGCCGCCAAGCAGAGAGACAGCAAGCCAUUUAACAGAAAUCAGCCGCCGCCUUCUUCCAAGUAAAUAUUUGUGCCUUUCACGGGAAGAAGGAAGAAGUGAGUAACAGCAUUGUGAAAUGUCGUUGAGAAAUGCCUUCUGGAGUCCUCAGUCACGCCAAGGACUGGACACAGAUUACAGUGGACACAUGUGGACAUUCUGCUUGUACUUGAAAAAGAGACACUUUGGAACAAAAUGUCUGUGUUUUUUAGAUGUGUUUGGUGGUUCGCAGAUUAAACCAGACUGCUUGUUAUUGAAUGUAUUAACACACAUGUGUGUUUGGUGUCUACAGAUCACCCAUGUUUCACCUUGUCACACAUGACACUGUUUACAUUUAUGAAGAUACAUUUAGAUUUUGUAAAGACAUCUCAGCCAUGUUUUGAUGUUACAUAUUUAUAUUUAUAUACAUAUAUGCACAAAAAGACAUUUCAAUAAUUUAUUAAAGAGCACUAUUUUUGUAAAAACGAA